Molecule: messenger RNA, 1905 nt
Organism: Penicillium canescens
Lineage: Eukaryota; Fungi; Ascomycota; Eurotiomycetes; Eurotiales; Aspergillaceae
Exons: 1
Coding region: 1-1905 (634 amino acids)
Biological process (GO): coenzyme A biosynthetic process
Cellular component (GO): phosphopantothenoylcysteine decarboxylase complex
Molecular function (GO): FMN binding; phosphopantothenoylcysteine decarboxylase activity
Source: RefSeq, a predicted model, not a curated record
AUGGCAGUUGGUUUCCGGUCUGAGAUAUCCGCUCCUGUUCAUCGAGGAAACAGCACUGCCAAAGAAGCGUGGUCGAGGAAGAUGGAGGUGGAAGACGAGUGUGAAGAAACGGUGAUUGGAGACAAAGCGAGACAUCAAGUGUGCCGCGACCAAGCAAUUCAAGAUGCCAUACCGUCGCAUCCACGGCGACGACGACUUCUCUUAUCCACCGAUAGCGCCUUCGCCGAUACGGUUCUUCCAUCUCUCAUCCACAACCCAAACAUCGAGCUGCGCCUGAUCACGGACGAACCCUCGGCUUUGCUCACUGGAACGAACAAAAUUCCACACUAUAUGGAUACGGUUGAUAGCCAAACGUUUGACAAGAAGACCGGGGCGAGGAAAUGGCUGAAGGCAAAAACUGCGGAGCUGUGUGAAUGGGCGGACAUGCUGUUGGUUGCGCCCAUUGAUGCUGGAGCUCUUGGUGCGAUGUUGGCUGGUUUGACAAACACUUUGACCUUGGCGCUGCUUCGUGGUUGGGUGUCAAAGAAACCAGUCGUACUCAUUCCAGGAAUGACUGUGUCGGAAUGGGAUCACCCGCUAAGUUCUCGCCAACUUGACGAGAUAAGCUGUUUUUGGCCUUGGGUCCGCAUUGUUAGGCCUGUGCUCUGGAAGUCAAAUGGGCCUGAAGAAUUGACAAUACUUCCAUGGGACGGGCUAAAGGAGUUGCACGAAACAUUGGAAACAACAUUAAAACUUCCUUCGUGGGAUGCUACUUUGACUGGGGCUAGUUUGAAUGGCGCGGCCACAGCUACUAAAACUGCAUCGACAACUAUAUACUCACCAUUGGCCUCGGGGAGUGGCAGUGGCUCUGCGCUGCGGAGCAUCCCGAAACCCGAAGGCAGCGCCCAUUUUUUACCUCUCGAGAUAUGGCUGAACGUUUUUGAAGAUCAACUCGGAGAUUGGGAAACAGCGAAAGCUGUAGGCAUUCCUUCGAAUCUCCCUGUCCCCAAAGAAUGGCAGAGUCAUUUGCUCAAAAUGUCCACACCAGCUUCACUCGAAUAUACCAUCCUGCGAGGAUCUUUCGCUGCAAUUAAAAAGCGAAUUGACGCCCUUCCUCGCUGGAAGCCGCUUUCUGACCUUGCAUGCCACCUAAUAGUCAAGUUUUCCCGAACCGAUAUCCUCUCCUAUCUCACUGAAAACCACUUGGACCUCCUGUGGACAACCUCUCGACUCACCAAUAUUCCAUACCGUGCAUCCGCAAUUUACGGCAACCCAAAGGUUCUCACCUGGUGGCGUGAUGCGCCCGCUCUGCCCAACAAAGAGUACAUGGCAGAUGCCAUGGAUGGCGCCUCCCGAGCCGGAUAUCUCCAUGUUCUGGAUUGGUGGCUCCAUUCUGGCCUUCCGCUGCGGUACAGCGAGCGUGCCCUCGAAGCCGCAAGUGCAGAAGGCCGAAUCGACGUACUCGAUUGGUGGAAGACUGCUUCCGCCAACGCCCCAGCACACAGCCCUGUACCCCUCAAACCCGGCAAAUCCGUCCUUCUUGCAGCACAGAUGGGCCGCACUGCAUCACUCGCUUGGUGGGAUGCAUCGGGUAUCCCAUACAGCCACGCCGAGAACGUUGCUCGCAUCUCAAGCACCCACGGCCACGUACAUGUUCUCGAGUUCUGGUACCAACUCAAGGGCCCCAAGAUGAUCUUCGAUAAUCAGGUGUUGGUCGGCCCCACGAAGAAUGGACACGACCAUGUGCUGCAAUGGUGGAAGACCUGCGGGAUGCGCGUUGAGUUCAAAACCUGCGAUAUUGAAGAAGCGCUCGAAGACGCAGAUCCCACAUCUGGUGCCGAGGGCCGUGUCCGGCGUUGGUGGGAGCGGAAUGGGCUCAACCUUGGAGUUGGUACGAGCGAAUGGAUGAGAUCGAAAGUUUUGUGA